Molecule: messenger RNA, 2939 nt
Organism: Bombina bombina (fire-bellied toad)
Lineage: Eukaryota; Metazoa; Chordata; Amphibia; Anura; Bombinatoridae
Gene: MLEC
Product: malectin
Exons: 5
Coding region: 489-1322 (277 amino acids)
Biological process (GO): intracellular iron ion homeostasis; iron ion transport
Cellular component (GO): membrane
Molecular function (GO): ferric iron binding; carbohydrate binding
Source: RefSeq, a predicted model, not a curated record
GUAUGUUUUGGGUACUCGUUUGAUCUCUAUCGUCAUAUAAGAGUGUAUCUGUGCUAUACAGAUGCUGUCUUUAUUAUACUCUAAGAGACUGAGCUGCAGUAACGCAAUAAGAUGGAAACUUUAGAAACUUCCGCGUCCUGUCAACCAGUUCAACCGGUUUCGCACAAUCAACCAACCCUCACUACCUGAUAACACCUUCGCCAAUGUCAGAGACUUAUUGGCUGAUACGUAAAUCUAUUAUUCAUAGUGCCACCCACUACCAGUGUGUCUUAGCCAAUCGGGAAUGGGACAGGAACACCGUUCUGAAGGGCGUGCAGUGAUUGGUUGUGUAAUGUGCGUGUCAAUUUUGGUUGAGGCCUCGGGGAGAGUGAAUGAAAUGUGCAGGUUGGUGAUGCCGGAGCGCGGGGAAUCCGCCCGGGGCCGGUGAGAGGAGCAGUGGAAGACUGUAGCACUUUCCUGCUCCGUAGUCUUUUAGUCAGCUCGCAGAGAUGCAAGGUGUUCGGACUGUUCUGGGCCCAUUAGUCGCCCUGCUAUUUACUGUGCUGGGGGCGCUAGCCGCAGAGGGAGCAGGCCUGGCAGAUAAAGUUAUAUGGGCUGUGAAUGCUGGAGGCGAGGCACAUGUGGACGUGCAUGGUAUCCAUUACCGGAAGGAUCCGCUGGAGGGUAGAGUGGGAAGAGCAUCUGAUUACGGUGUGAAGCUGCCCAUCUUGCGUGCAAAUCCAGAGGACCAGAUAUUGUACCAGACAGAACGCUACAAUGAAGACAGUUUUGGUUAUGAUAUUCCCAUUAGGGAGGAGGGAGAAUAUGUACUUGUGCUCAAAUUUGCUGAGGUGUAUUUUGCACAGUCUCAGCAGAAGGUGUUUGAUGUGCGUGUGAAUGGCCAUGCUGUUGUGAAGGACCUUGAUAUAUUUGAUCGAGUGGGACACAGCACAGCCCAUGAUGAGAUUAUUCCCAUAAGCAUCAGAAAAGGGAAGCUCAGUGUGCAAGGGGAAGUGUCCACUUUCACUGGAAAACUCAGUGUAGAGUUUGUGAAGGGAUAUUAUGAUAACCCUAAAGUAUGUGCGUUAUAUCUCAUGAAGGGAACCUUAGACGAGGUUCCAAAGCUGCAGCCUCAUCCUGGCCUUGAAAAAAAAGAGGAGGAGGAAGAAGAGGAAGAGGAGGAGGGCUCCCCUAGUAUAAAAAAGCAGAGCAACAGGAACCGUGUGCAGUCUGGUCCUCGCACCCCCAACCCAUAUGCAGCUGACAACAGCAGCCUCAUGUUCCCCAUCCUGGUGGCCUUUGGUGUGUUUAUUCCAACACUCUUCUGUCUGUGCCGGCUAUGAGGGACUGGCUACUGGCCAUUUUUUCCCCCUCACUUUCUCUUUUGCUUUCUCAAUAAUUAUUUUUUUUUUUGUAAUUUAUCGACUAUGAAGCUGCAGGAAGCCCCUUUGUUGCUCUGGGGAUGAAACCCUUAAAAGAAGCCAGUCUGUCACAUCAUGACAUCAUCAUGGUUACAUGUAAAAAGUAUAUGGAGCUGCAGUUCUUUCUGCACAAUUUCUAAAACUGUUGAAGCCUUCAUAACAAUCCCUCUGUAUUCAGAGGAUAUAACUGAGAUAUAUAUAUAUAUAUAUAUAGAUAGAGAAAUGGCUGCAGCUCAAAAUCAUCUAUCAUUUCAAUAGGGGCUGUGUGAUUUCUGGAUGGUGAUUGAGAAAGCCCUAUCAUUUUUGGUCAUUCUAAAACAUAAUUUUCCACACACACACAAAAGAAAAAUCUAGUUUCUCUGAACUAUACAGGAUACUGUUUUUGUAGGGGGAAAGGACAGGUACGAAUUUUAUACCCCCUCCAAAUGCUGUGAGACUAACUGGAUGUCAGCCAGGAUCUGGAUUAUGGAGACAUCUCCUUGCUAUGCACACAGUAAUGUUGGUGAAAGCUUUGAGUUCUCUCAUUUCCAUGGUGUCCUUGGUAUUACAGGGCAGGACAGCAAUCUGUGAAGAUGGGAUUGAUCAGCAUACCUUUUCUGAGGAUGCAGGGCCAAAGACAAGACAUGCCAUUUCUUCACUUCUUAUUUGCAUCCCCCUUCAGUGCUUUUAUUCAUCAAAACCACUCGUAUGUCCUGUAUUUUAUGGUUCUUUUGAUCAGAAAUGGUAAUGGGUGGAUAAGGCUAUGAAUCGCAUGCCUACUAAAUGUAAACCAUGCGUUCUCUCGUUUCUCCUAAAAAAAAAAACCUCCUUAUUCCCUAUUGUAGAGGAAAGUAGAAGCUUGGAUUAUACUUUCCUCUAUAAAGUGAAGGGGUAAAAAAGUUCCUAUGAGUCACCUAGCUAUAAGUCUGUUUUGGAAGUGUAUAGAAAUAUAUAUCGGUGGAAGCUUAAGAUAAUGUCUGAAGUAGCCUUAAUACAAUCUUUAAUAAAGUGGCCUCUAAAAUCUGAAGAACAUAACCCUAAGAAAUAUAUAUAUUUAUGGUUACAUAGGUUUAAGGGUUUUAGUUAAGGGCAGUGCAGUUUUAAAUUAAUUUAUUCACAGCAACUCAUAAUAGGGUGUAACAUUUUCAGGAAAGAGUUUACCUAUAUGGGGCAGAAUAAAUUAUAUAAAAGUCCCUAGAAUUUAAGAGAAUAUGAUUUUUCAAACUAUUUAAAAAAGAAAACUAUCUUAAAAGUUCUCAUUUUGCUCAUUUGAAAAGCUCCUCUGCACUGUGUAUUGUCUGUUACUAAUGCAGAGACAAAAUGAAAGUGUAGAGCACUGAAAGAGCAAAGUAUUUGCUUUCCAAAGGAACAGUGUGGGAGCUUUGAGUGGAGGUACUUUUUUUUUGUUACAAAACCAUGUUCUUUUAAAUGUCCCUAUAAGUUUAUGGUGUCCAUAGUAGAGCUAUAUCUGCUCCUAUUCGGGGCUCCGUCUGUAGAAGCUAAUGUGAAAUGUGUCAUUUGUUUAAAAGAAUAUAUUAUAAAAAUGCUUGAAAAAUGUGA